CUCUUCCUUUUACUUUUUCCACUUUAUUGCUCUGAUUACUGGAAGAAAGAAAAAAUAGCCCAAGAAAAUACAAAAGGAAAGCUCAACAGAUAGAUACUCCAAUUAUUAUUUCAAAUCUUAUAGAGGUAUCAUUUGGUUGUCUAAUGUUACAACUGGUCAACUCAAUUCAAAACCAACUUUUCCAACAUGAUGAAGCUGCUCAAUAUGUUCCAUUUUUAUCCUCUUUUCUUGAGUUAACUGAGUAGCCAAACGACUUCUUUGUCCACUUUUGAUCUGCAGGGACAGUGCUGUGCUUUUUUCACUCAGGGUGCUGCUUGAACAUGGGCUCUAUAAUUCGAUAUCAUAAUCUGUUUGAGACUAGACGACUCAUAUGUCUAUUGGGCAUGGUUUUUGGCCUUGCUUUGAUGAUUCAGUAUUUUGGUUUUCCAUAUGGUUAUGCCCUGUCUUCUUUGUUUACUGCCAAUGGGGGUCAAAUAAGCAGCUCGCAAAGAGUAGAUCAAUCUGGUAACUUCAGUAGGUCAGAAAACUUGAAACAUGGUAGCGUUUUGAAUGCUACUAACACAAAUCUUAUCCAUGAAGCAACUAAUGAAACCAAGCUCUCUAAUGCAAAAGAUGAAGAGGUAGAGGAUGCUGCUAUGCCUCCAAUGAAUGAACAUUCUGGUGAUAACUUAACUGAGGACGUUGACCCUGAAGAUGAAUCCCCUUUUAAGGAUUCAGAACUGGACAACAAGUCAACUGGGGAAAGUUUAGGAAGAAAUAGUAGCCUACCUCCAGAUAAGGUUGCUGACUCUGAAUAUGAUUUACAAGCUUCAAAUGGUACAUCUGAAAGUUCUUUAUCACGCGUGGUUGAUACUGAUGGGGGAGGAAGUAUUUCUCCAGCGCCGACGAAAGCUAAGUCAUUGGAGUUGAGUCCCACAGCUUUGUCUAUUGCACCAUCACUAUCGGUUGCAACACCUCAGGUCAAUCUUGAUGCAAAAAAAGAACCUCCAUUGAUAUCUUCCUACCAGAACAUAUCUGAAAAAGAAGGAAAUACAGGCCAUCUACUUGAAAGUGAUAAAAUAUCUGUGCAAAAACGCACUGACCAUGCUCCUCCUGUUAGUCAUUCUUCGAUAAACAACAUUCCUGUUAUGAAGGAGUCCGACAAGCCAAAAGGAAGUGCAGUAUCAAUAGCUGAAAUGAACAUAAUGCAGCAAGAGACUGGAACUUCAUUUCGUUCAAUGAAACCACGGUGGUCCUCAGAUGUAGAUCAAGAACUACUACAUGCAAAAAGUGUCAUUGAGAAUUCUCCUCUGUCAGGAAAUGAACCUGGCUUAUAUGCUCCUUUGUAUAGAAAUUUGUCAAUGUUUAAGAGGAGCUAUGAAUUGAUGGAGCAGAUUCUCAAAGUUUACAUUUAUAAAGAAGGUGAAAGACCGGUAUUCCAUACGCCAGUUCUUCAAGGAAUAUAUGCUUCUGAGGGUUGGUUUAUGAAGCUCCUAAAAGGAAACAAGAAAUUAGUUACCAAGAACCCCCAAAAGGCUCACCUGUUUUAUCUACCGUUCAGCUCUCGUAUGCUAGAAGAGACCUUAUAUGUCCCUGAUUCUCACAGUCGUAGGAACUUGGUUCGAUAUUUAAGUGAUUAUCUCAACAUCAUUAUCCAAAGACAUAAUUUUUGGAACAGAACUGCUGGAGCUGACCAUUUUCUUGUUGCCUGCCAUGAUUGGGCCCCUGCAGAAACAAAACGAAUAAUGGCUAAUUGCAUAAGAGCUUUGUGCAAUGCUGACAUUAGAGAAGGCUUCCAAUUUGGUAAAGAUGUUUCGCUUCCAGAAACAUAUGUACGUCAAGCUAAGAAUCCCCUUAGAGAAAUUGGGGGAAAACGUCUUUCUAAGAGACGGACUCUUGCUUUCUUUGCUGGCAGCAUGCAUGGUUACCUUCGCCCUAUCCUAUUGAACUACUGGGAAAAUAAAGAUUCUGACAUGAAGAUUUUUGGCAAGAUUAGUAAAGUAAGCUAUGUCCAAUACAUGAAGAGUAGCAAAUACUGUAUAUGUGCAAAAGGUUAUGAAGUCAACAGUCCUCGAGUAGUGGAGGCCAUUUUCUACGAGUGUGUCCCAGUGAUUAUAUCUGAUAAUUUCAUACCCCCGUUUUUUGAAACAUUGAACUGGGAGGCUUUUGCCAUUUUUGUUCCAGAGAAGGACAUUCCAAAACUGAAAGACAUACUCGUAUCAAUCCCAGAGAAGAGGUAUCGCGAGAUGCAGCGGAGGGUUAAGCUGGUGCAGCAGCAUUUCCUUUGGCACGUCAAGCCUGUAAAGUAUGAUAUUUUCUACAUGAUUCUCCAUUCAAUAUGGCACAACAGAGUUUUUGGAGUAAGACCUAAGUGACAAAUGUACACAAAUAGAUAGUUUUCAGAGUUUUAGAUGUUUUAGUGCAGCAUUCUUUUGAGAAAUAUGUAAUAAGUUGCAUCAAUGUAUCUCAUUAUUUCCUGUACAUAGCCUUGAGAAGAGACAAUUUGUUGUUUCAUUUUCUGGCAUCUCUCUCCUUGUUUCUUCUCUUAUUUGGACAAAUCUAUAGUACAUCUUUGUGCUUUGCUAGUUGAUGCACUAUACUAGAAACCUUUGACAGACCAA
This is a messenger RNA of Solanum dulcamara, 2600 nucleotides long. RefSeq names its product probable glycosyltransferase At3g07620. Lineage: Eukaryota; Viridiplantae; Streptophyta; Magnoliopsida; Solanales; Solanaceae. The transcript has 6 exons. Gene Ontology annotation, molecular function: glycosyltransferase activity. The record is from RefSeq and is a predicted model, not a curated record. The coding region runs from base 321 to 2354 and encodes 677 amino acids.